Molecule: messenger RNA, 11010 nt
Organism: Pongo pygmaeus (Bornean orangutan)
Lineage: Eukaryota; Metazoa; Chordata; Mammalia; Primates; Hominidae
Gene: RBFOX2
Product: RNA binding fox-1 homolog 2
Exons: 14
Coding region: 4341-5528 (395 amino acids)
Biological process (GO): nervous system development; regulation of alternative mRNA splicing, via spliceosome
Cellular component (GO): cytoplasm; nucleus
Molecular function (GO): mRNA binding
Source: RefSeq, a predicted model, not a curated record
GGGCAACAGAGCGAGACUCCACCUCAAAAAAAAAAAGUGAAGUAAAUUUAUAAAUUUGAAGAUAUCUCCAAGUGUGCUCUUGGAAGAAAGAAUGCUUUUAUAAUAUUUUGGUAACUACAUAGGUGCUCUUCAUUCCGAUGUAUCCAUGUGUGAAUAAAUAAAUGGCUAGAGUAAUAGAAAUCAAGGCAUUAUUGUUUGAUUUCAACAAACAUUCAUUUACUGUGUAUUCAGACACUGGGUUAAGAACUGGGGAUAUAGUAUAAAACAUGAUUUCUACCCUCAGACUGCUCAUAGUCUAGUCAUAGUUAUGCAGAACAGUAACUCCAACCGUUAUGUACCAUGGAUUAGUGCUAAGGUAAAGUAUGCUCACAGAUAAGGGGUACCUAAACCAGAUGUGGGAGCAAGUAGGGUCAGGAAAGGCUUUCUGGAGUAGGGGAUUUCUGAAGUAAGCCUUGAAGGAUGAAUAACCCAUAUAGUCGGCCAUGUUCAAGGGAAGAAGAAUAGAAACAUGGUGUUCAGAAGAGAUGUAUGGGCUCAAAAAUAGAAAUGUGGGAGCCGUCAGGGUAAACUGCUGGUAACUGAAGUGAUAGAAUGAGUUGGAACACCUUGAGCAAGUGUGGUCAGCAAUGUUAACUUCUUUGAGGUUUGGACCCUUUUGAGAAUCUGAUAAAUACUUACAGAUCCUCUCUGCAUGGAAAUGCAUAUAAGAAAAAUUUCCACUGGGGUGCCUGUGUUAGGAACCAUGCACUUUGGGUUAAGAACCUCUGGUGUGCAGUAAAAAGAGAUCUGAGGAUGACACCUUGCAAGUAACAACAACAAUUGAGAGGAUGGUAGAGGAAGAAGAGUACGAUGGGGAAGAGGGUGAACAGGGAAAGAGGAAAGUUAAGAAAGACUGGUAUCAUUUUAAGUUAAGAGUGAGAGUUUCCCAAAGGAGGGAAUGCCAAAUACCACAGACAAAUCAAAGAAGACAUAAAAUGUCCAUUGAAUUUGGCCAUGAUUUGGAAGUCUUCAGUCACUUCAGUAAGGUAAAUUUCAAUUGAGUAGUAUGGAGGAAAGGAAGCUGGGGUUCUGGAGAUUGGAUGAAACACUGAGGAAACAAUCAAAGAGUUGAGACUACAGGGAGAAGUACCUCUUUCCUUCAUUUGUUUAUUUAAUAAAUAUUUCUUGAGUACUUACCAUGUCCCAGACAGUGUGCUGGAAGCUGGGGAUUUGUCCAUGGAGAAGGCAGGGCCUCCUUCAUUAGCUGACAUCUCAUUGUGCCCACCCUGUUCCAAAGCUUUCCAGCCCCUGCCUGUCUCUGUCCUCCCAAACACACAUACAGGAAAUGUCCUAAAAUGAUUUUCUCCUUGGUACAUUACCGGGCACAUUCAGCCACCAGGGGACUCCAGUUUUGCUGGGUCAGACCCAGGCUGCUCAAUUGCUCUUCUCUCUCUUGGACACCAGGGAGCAAAUUGUCCUCUAUAAUACUAGGGACACACUUCAAAAUAUCAUUGUGCCAGUCAGACCUCACUAUGAGCCUGUCAUUCAGUGAGUUUAUAAAAAUCAUUGUAACAUUUUUUUUAAGCUUGUACCAAUUCUUUCCUGUAAUAAAUUUUUAAGCCUAUUUGCACUGUGAAAUAUUGGUUCUAAAUGUAGAAAAGUAGCAUGAAUUCCUGGCCUGAGGAAACCUUUAUCCUAGUCUUGGACUUUUUGCAUGUGGGGACCCCUCAUUUGCCCUUUUCUUUAAAAACAAAAUAAAACAAAACAAAAAAAACUCCUUGGGGCGUUGUCUCUUUCCAAGAUGUAUGGAGUCUGCAGUCACACCUAAGUGUCAAGGUAGCUGCUGCUUUUCAAAGGAUGGGGGCGGGGGACACUGUGGGGGAGAUGCUAUCUUCUUGGUGCCCCGGGCUUUUUGUCAAGAAUAGUGUAAUAAACCAGAGGAUUCAGAGAAUGAUAUACAGUGAUUCUGAGGUUUAUUUCAGUUAUUAGAACUGAAAACACAAUUAUCCCAUUAGUAUGAUUCAGGAUUUUUUCCAAAAAUACACUGGGUUGCUCUUGCUUCCAGUGAAACUCACCUGCCCAUUUUCUGCUUACUCACUUUGUCUUUAGGAAAAUUUGACUGCUUUUUAUCUCCUUCUGAUUGGCUUUUCAGUUGCAAAUUCAGAGAGUACUAUAUAUUCUGUGUUCCAGGUCACUUCUAAAAAGUGUUAAAUAAGAACAGGCCUAGUACUUAUCUAUAUUACUUUACUCAGCAUUUUUCCUAAUAUUUGAAUAUCUCAUUCUUUUUAAAAUUAUUACUAUGGAUUAUGCCACAAGUAUACAGAUAUCUGUAAAAUGCACAGAAAAGAGCCUGACAUACUAUGUUACAUCAGUUUCUCCAGGUUCCACAGAUGGUCCUGUAUUUCCUGUAUUCCUUUCAGAAUUGUUAAAAUGAUAAUUAAUUUAGGAACGGGUGUAAUGAUGUUGUAUUGGCAGUGUGCCAGCCAACGGUGUUAUACAACACAUUUUUUUAAUUUAAAAAUUUUAAAAAUUUAAUUCACAAUAGAGAUAGGGUUUCUCCACAUUGCCUUGGCUGGUCUUGAGCUUCUGGGCCCAAGAAAUCCGCCAGCCUUAACCUCCCAAAGUGCUGGGAUUACAGGUGUGUGACACUGCGCCUGGCCAAUACAGAACAUUUUUAAAAGCCUAGUUCUGCAUGUUGCCAAACAAUCCUUAUGGAGACAGCAAAAAACUAUGUAUUCUCAGUGUGAUUUGUUAUUUUGAAUUUAGAUUUCUGUAGAUGUUUAUUUUUUAAAUGGAGAGCUUGUGAUGUUAGCCGUGGGCUUGUAAAAAAUAAAAAUAGAUAAAAAUUAAAAAUGGGAAGCUUAAUUUUGGAAUUAAUCUUUUUAACCUUUGGGUAGUCUUUUAGAAAGUAUAUCCUAAAAAUACAUAGCAUAACUAAAAUAUCUCAUAAAUCCUUUAGAAUGAGCUUCUAUUUAUUAGAAUGCUGUAAAAAAUUAGAAAAUCUUAAUUUUAUGAGACAACUGAUAAACUCAUAAUUUUAUAAAUUGUUUUAUUUGAAUGUGUGAUAAUAUAAAAUAGGGAAAUUAUGAAGUUUAUAUUCAGAGGUUAAAGAUUUUUCCAAGAUCACUAGUAAAGGGCAGAAUUAGACCAACUUCGGGACUGAACCACAUCUUUGAGGCAUUUUUUAAUUAUAUUAUUUUAAUAAGAGAACUUUAAAAAACUCUUAUUGUCAGUAUUCUCCUAAACCUGUAUCUACAGCACUGUAUAACAAUUACUAUUUACAAUAAUGACACAAAUUUCUGGGGUAUAUAUAAGAAAGGAUUUAUCUUUUUCAAUAAAGGCUGAAACGUAGAAGGCUGGAGAAAACAAAAGGUGAAUUUUCAGUUAACCAAAAUUUUUAUUGAAGCUGGAAGCCUUAAGGAAAUUUGCAUGCACCUUUGUGUAUCCCUUAAGUUUCUUAAGCAGUCAUAUUUGUAGACACCUUUUUCAGAGUCUCCAAGUAUUUUUUAUAGUAAGAAAAAAAUCAUUUAAAUUACCUCUCAUUACCUCUGUCCUCUCUUUUAGUCCUUUGCUCUCACUAGGCUGGUUUGGUCUUCCAGGACAAGCAAGUUCUUGCAUAUUCCUGUUCCUUGAAAAACCUUCCAGUUAGUGGUCAUGUAAUAGCUUUUCACUUCUUCACAUCUUUCUUGUUAAAUCCACUGCAUCUAUAAACUGUACAUCAGUAAAAAUGUUUUAUUAAUAUUAAAAAUAAUUUUGUUUCAUUUCUUAUUUAUUAGACAUUCAUGGCUGGAAUCUCUUAAAUCUGUAUUAACUAUAGUAAGCUGCUAUGAAUGCUUCCAGUGCUAUAUAAUUAAUUCCAUCAUCGCAUCCUUAAAAUAUGCCAGCACAUGGCGUUUGCCCCUCCCUCUUUCUCCCUCCCUCCUCCCCCUACACACACACACACACACGCACACACGCACACACGCGUGCGCACAGCGCACACUAAACUGCCAUUCUCCAGCAAGCCUGCUUCUGGAGUUGGGAGAUGUCAGCCUGCUGGGAGGGGGUGGGGGGAGGAGGAAGAGGUGGGGCUCUACUCUGAUUAAUUACCUUAGGCAUUCAGGGGUGGGGCUUCCUUCAGCCAUCUGCCUGAGAUAUGGGAGGGAGCUGGAGAAAGAAGGAGGGGGAGAGACUGCCAGAGAGGAAGAGAAAAGAAAGGAAGAAACAUUAGAAAGAAAAAGGAAGGAAAACGGUAUAAAGGGAGAUCAAUUACCCACCCUUAAAUAGCUAGAUUGGGGGGGGGAGGGGGGUGGAAAAGAAAGCUGUGGAGGUGUGCCCCAGCACGGCUGCUUUGAAAGGUUUAUCAUCUAUCCGUUUGGUUUAUGGAGAAAAAGAAAAUGGUAACUCAGGGUAACCAGGAGCCGACAACAACUCCUGACGCAAUGGUUCAGCCUUUUACUACCAUCCCAUUUCCACCACCUCCGCAGAAUGGAAUUCCCACAGAGUAUGGGGUGCCACACACUCAAGACUAUGCCGGCCAGACCGGUGAGCAUAACCUGACACUCUACGGAAGUACGCAAGCCCACGGGGAGCAGAGCAGCAACUCACCCAGCACACAGAAUGGAUCUCUUACGCAGACAGAAGGUGGAGCACAGACAGACGGCCAGCAGUCACAGACACAAAGUAGUGAAAAUUCAGAGAGUAAAUCUACCCCAAAACGGCUGCAUGUCUCUAAUAUUCCUUUCCGCUUCCGGGACCCUGACCUCCGGCAGAUGUUUGGGCAGUUUGGCAAAAUCCUAGAUGUAGAAAUAAUCUUUAAUGAACGUGGCUCUAAGGGAUUCGGGUUCGUAACUUUCGAGAAUAGUGCUGAUGCAGACAGGGCCAGGGAGAAAUUACACGGCACCGUGGUAGAGGGCCGUAAAAUCGAGGUGAAUAAUGCUACAGCACGUGUAAUGACCAAUAAGAAGAUGGUCACACCAUAUGCAAAUGGUUGGAAAUUAAGCCCAGUAGUUGGAGCUGUAUAUGGUCCGGAGUUAUAUGCAGCAUCCAGCUUUCAAGCAGAUGUGUCCCUAGGCAAUGAUGCAGCAGUGCCCCUAUCAGGAAGAGGGGGUAUCAACACUUACAUUCCUUUAAUCAGUCUCCCUUUAGUUCCUGGCUUCCCUUACCCUACUGCAGCCACCACGGCAGCCGCUUUCAGAGGAGCCCAUUUGAGGGGCAGAGGGCGGACAGUAUAUGGUGCAGUCCGAGCGGUACCUCCAACAGCCAUCCCCGCCUAUCCAGGUGUGGUUUACCAGGACGGAUUUUACGGUGCUGACCUCUAUAUAGAAUCUGCAAACUGCUUCAGAUCAAACAGGGUGGAUAUGCAGCCUACAGAUAUGCACAGCCUGCUACUGCAACCGCAGCCACUGCUGCUGCAGCCGCUGCAGCCGCUUACAGCGACGGUUAUGGCAGGGUGUACACAGCUGACCCCUACCACGCCCUUGCCCCUGCCGCUAGCUAUGGAGUUGGCGCUGUGGCGAGUUUAUACCGAGGUGGCUACAGCCGAUUUGCCCCCUACUGAAGUGACGUGAGACCCCUGCAAAUGGGACAGCCCCCCAGUUCAUGAGGCCUGGCUAUUGCAAUAUUUACUAGUAGAGGAACUCUAUAGCAAGAUGAAGAGGAAAAACAAACAAACAAACAAACAAAAAACACAAAAAAAGAAAGAAUACUUUUUUAUACCUCACUAUGUUCUUUGAAUAUGUAUUUUUCCUUUAAAUUUCUGCCUUUAAUUCUUUUGUUCCAAAGAUUGUGCAUUUUUUUCUUUUUUUUUUUAAACUGUGGUAAAAAAAAAAAAAAAAUAAUGCAUUUCCAUGUCUGUAUGUCCGUGCUUAGCUUAUUCUAUCAAUCACGGAAGAGGCAGUCAAGGAGGAAGGAGAGACUUAGGAGCCGAUAAAUGCAUCUGAUCAGAAAUCAGCAGACAGAAUUACCAAAGUGUAUCUGGUGCUGAAUGGCUGGGGGACAAGCAGAAGUGGAAGAGAUCUUUCUGCAACAGGAUAUUCUUCUAGUCUUCUGAGUUUCUGGUCUUUGACAGGCAAUUCUGGUUGGCUGUGGCUGGAAUCCACAUGCUGAUAGAUAGGAAUUUGUGCUUACGAAGCAGGAGAAUUAAAAAGACGCUUUCCUCUCCUCUUCCCUCCUGUCUUCUCCAUUCUUUUUACAAUCAUCUUACACGCACAGCCUGAGACAGUUGGCAUAGUUUUUGGAAUUAUAGUAUUGAUAUUUCCAAACGUGCUCUCAGACUGUGGAUAAUAAUAAACACCUCAUUAGGAAACUGAUCUCAGAAUGAACUCUGGAGUAUGAAAAAGAUCAUUUCUUUUUGUUCCUGUAACCUAGCAUUCCUUCUAGGCUUCUUCUCCUAAAUUUAAUUGAACCACAGCUUAGCUCAUGUAUUCUUUUAUUAACACCCUGCUCUCAUGUCCAUAAGAUUCAGGAAUUUAGGACCCAGGGACAGAAAAAUGAAUAAGCCAGUGACCAGAUUUCCCCCAGAUGUCUUGAGGAUUAGAAGUACAAAUCGUUCACAGCCAUUAAAGAGGGUGAGGAAGGGAAAAGGAAUAUUAGAAGAUCUGGUAUUUCUUACUUUUUUCUUGCCUCAGAAAGUAAAAGUUUAAAAAAUAGAAUAAAGAAUCUGCUGGGGAAAGAUAGAGUACCAGGUCCUAGGUCAGUAGUCCCUGGAAGUUUUGGUGAUGAGGACAUGGAAGGGCAGGCAGAGGCACUUUGCACUUGCUCCAAAGCCAUAGGAAUUUUCAUCUUCCAGAGCCUUUAUGAGUCACUUCUCUAUCCACAGUCUUGAGCCUGUGGCUAUCCCGCUGAGCUUCUCACUGUCCUCGAAAAACACCCAGCUGAGCACUCGGACCACUUUGUAUACAUUAACACUACACGACAUAAAAUGUAGAGGCCCUGAGAUUGCUGCCCUCCCGUAUUGGAAGGAGGGUCUGAAAUGGCAAGGGUCUUCUAUAUCGCCAGAAAGAGUCACGCAGUGAGUCACUGCUGUUGCCAUCUGGCUGUAAUUUUCUAUGUUAUCAAGGUAGGAGAGAGUGUUUCUCUUCUAGCUGUUAGAUAGAACUGAUAAAAGCAAGUGUCCUACAGCAUUUCCCAAAUGAAGGCAUUAGGAAAUAGAAAAGCACGGUCUUUUUGGCUCCCUGGUCUAUUCACAUUGGUACUAGGGUGACCUUUCACCCAAGGGACAGCUGCUAAAGGGAGUAAUUCAGAGACAUGGAGCUUCUGGUUUGUUAUGGGUUUGUUUUGGGUUUGUUUUGAACUCCUGCCUCCACACGUGUUCUUGACUGAUAACUGACUCAUGUCCCUGAAUUAAAAUGACUGACCUAUGACAGCAUCAAGCAUUCUUUGUAAGCAGAGUGAUAUAUCUGAGAGGACGUUGACCUGUCGUGUAGAAUACAUAUCCUUUCCCCCUUCAGAAUCCUGUCUCGCCUCAUAACUGGGAGAGAGGCUGUGCCUGAAACUAGGGGCGAUGUCAAGGAAGCUAGAGGCCUCGAUGCAAUUAUUGCUGAUUCUGGGGAGGAAGACAGAGAAUAAGGGGACACGAACUGCCCAGUCCAUUGGCCAUUUAUAAGGGUCCCCCCACCCCAAGCCAAAGUUUGGUUUGUUGCUGUUAAGACAAUUUUUGUUGUAUGUAUAUAAAUAUUUUAGUUAGAGGAGCGGGGAAUGGGAUGCGGGCUCUCACAGUUCUAGGGAAUGGGGGCAGGGAGGAUUUUGCUUUUGCUUUUGCUUUUGCUUUGAGGGAGAACUUUAGCUGACUAAAAAAACAGAAGUUUGGGGUCAUGAUCACAAAGGGGCCAUUCCCAAAAGAUGGCAAGCCACGUACUCAGUGGAGACUACGCCAAAUUCUAAAUGGUUGUAUCCAUAGCAGGGGAGAAUAGGAGAAUGAGUUUAAGAGUUUUUCUCUUCUUUUUUCCUAGAAAGAGGUAAGGAUAAUGGGAAAGGUAGAGAAGGCAGCUCCCACAGACCUUUUAAGAGAGGCAGAAUCUUGAGCUUGAGGCACCUUGAGUGCAUCUCAGUUCAGCUGGUUCUGGCUGAGGCCUCCAAAGGCAAGCUCUGUGCUUUCCAGUGGUUUCUGCUGCAUUUCCAGGGAUGGUGUUUAACACCGCUUCCUCCAGCUCCCUUUUCUAAGAAAGAAUAAAUGGAGUUCUGCUUUUUACGAAAGGGUCUUUGGUUUUCAGUGUCAACACUGAGAAUUGGGGCUCUUACAAGCAUCUGGAUUUCACAGUAUCAACCUCCCCGUCACCUUUUGAACUUUGAGACUCCAUACAGUCAAAUUCACCAGAGGCAGGUUGCUCGAAGCAGCACUGCUUGUCUGUUCCUGACUCUGGUUCUCACUGUAUUAAGAAAGAGAGUCAGAGGAGUCUGGCAUUUCAUGAGUUUGUUAGAGGAUGCUGGCUGAUAAUUCCAGAAAACUCACUGAUGCUAAAUCACAGUACAUGCAUGAUUCUUUUUCAUCUUUACUAUAGUUCAUGACCUGGACUUUCUGUACUCUUGGAAGCUGAGCUCCUUAAAGGAGGCCUCUAGUGAACACCUUUAUCUCCAUGUCCCUCUUUGAGCCCAGAGAGCUGCCCAUAGGCAUUUUCCAGAAUUCCUCAUGUCACUUAGUUCAAUUUCCAUUAACUCAGAUCAGCCAUUGUGAUUCACCAUUUGUCAGGCUCUCAGGUUUAACAAAACCUACUAUCACCGUCAUCCUCCAACAGCCACGGUCUGAAUUGAGCCAACCUUUUUUUUUUUUCUUUGAGAAAGAAGUGGACUGGGGCACAACUUUUAGUCUGAGGGGAGCUAGUGGAAAUCUAGACAACAGAAGUCAUCAAUAGCAGCUUUUCCUCAAAUGUGUGACUCCUCAGGGGCUGAACUGCUUUUAGCUUAGAAUUAUACUUUACUAGAGAUCUAGCAGAUAAGUGGGUUAAUCACUACCAUCCUGUAACUAGUUAUAUAGCUUCCAGACAUGAGGGAGACAUCAAACAGGGAUGGAAGCAACCCCAAGGAUAUGCAAGAAGGGCAUGAUGAACCCCCUUCCCUCUGGCAGGAGAACAAGGCCAACCAAGGGACAGACUGGAAAGCACUUAGAUGUUUAAGGAGGGGAAAGGGGAAACUUUGACAAGUCCUCCCCUUUUGCCAAGUUCAGCCAGUUCUCUGCUGCUUGCAACCCUCUAGCACAGUAACAUUUGCAGAAUUGCAGAUUUUUCCCCCAGAUACUAGGAGGAAAGGGACUUUGGGGGGUGGGGAAGGGGUCAUGGUGUUUUAAAAGCAUAAGUUACCUGUUUGCACUGUUUUAAGAUAGGAAAAAAAUAGUGGACAAGGUGAACAUCAGACGUAAAUUUGUGUGUUUUCAUUUUGUCAUGCUCUUGAAAAUGUUUGACCAUUUGUAGUAUACACAGUGAAACUUGAUUCUCUGUUGCAUAAAACACUAUAUUUUUUUUGGAAAUGUUACUGUCCAAAAGCCUCUUCCCUCCCUUUCCUUUUCCUGUGUACUUCCUUCAUACUUGCUUUACUGAUCAGCCAGGCAGUAGCCAUCCAAGAGCUAGAGCAUGAAACAGGGCCCUUUCCAAGUAGGCUCUGGGUGUCCUAAGCCAGCGUGUGCCCUCUGGUUUAGUGAGUGUAAUAGAGUCCCUGGCACCUUUCUUUGCAAAUAAGGCUUACAGACCGGACUGCAGCAAGUUAUCAGAUUCCUCAAUCAGAUGCACUAGGAGUGAGGAGCCCAGGGAUGGAGGGGGUUCCUGAAGUAUUGCGGUUGGCUGUAGUAGCUGAGUUCUUUUCCAUGUUACCGAAACUGUAGCCAGUUACAGUUUACUCAGGAAAACGGUAGAUCAAUUCAGCCAUGGUAGUGCUGGUUGGCAGGGAUUGGUAACGGAGAGAACUGCUCAUCAGCCAAAACUCAAGCCUUGCCUUUUAGGAGGCCACCAGCAGAGGGACUUGGUCCUCCUUGUCUGGUACUUGUGUACAUGCCGGUGACCUGAGGACUCCACUCACACUGGCGAGCAAAAAGGGAACAGUGAUUCUCUUUUCUCUCCCCACCCCCUGCCCUUUGUUACCAACACCAGUUUCCCAGGGGGUACAUGAGUUUUUGAAUUUUUAAAAAAUGUUUUUUGGUUUGGUUUUUCCGGGGACUGAUACGUGCUUUAAGCAAUGUCCAUACCCCGUCAAGACUCCCAGCUUAGUCAUUUUCUUGUAUUUUUCUGUUCACAGUAUUUGUGUGUGUGCUUGUUUUGGCAGCUCAUUUUGGCUGUAUUAUAUAUCGAGUGAUGAAUUGAUCCUCUUUUUUCCCUAAGGGAUAUGAAUUGUUUUUCUUGUGUUAUAUUCUGCUUGUGAAUAGCUGGAGCAAACCUGGGGCUGACACACGUAAGCUAGGGCUGCAAAGCGAGAAGAGAGCCGGUGGAGUGUACUUGUCCCUGACAGGCUGACCUACCUGAGUCUCUGAGCUUUUCAGUCCAAAUCUUUGCAAGGCUCAAAAUGCCACAGAACCUCUCCUCUUCUCCCCACUCCCCAUGGCAGGGACCGGACCAUCCCUACAUGCAACAUGCUGUUCCUCCAGCCCCUCCCAUUGCCGUGGCAAAACAGGUACCUUUGGGGCAUGGAGGCAUUACAUGGGAUGCUUGUGUAAUCGACCACCUAGCCUUCUCUCUCCCCUCCCGUCCUCCCCCAGAAUCACUUCCUAGGACACCCGAGCUGCUUGCCCAGGGUCCUGUUUCCCUGCUAACUCCAGAGAAGCAUCCCAGGGCUUUGUGACAGUCUCUAAUUCCCUUCCCUUCUCGUUAAGAAUCAUAUUGUAUAGUAGCUUUCAGACCAUACAGUAUUCAUUGGGUUACUCCUAUUAUUAUCAAGUAGCUGGAAUUGUGAAGGUCGGAGUAGUUAGAUCUUUAGCUUUUAUUCCUUAUUUUUUUGUAUUACUCUCCAUGUGUAUAAAUUAUUGAUCAUGUUGCUGGCUUUUAUAAACUCUAAGCAAAGGAGGAGCACUGCCUCAGCCUUUGCACAUGGUAAUGAAGCACUGUUUUUAAAUAAAAGAGAGAAACACCA